AUGCGUUUGUGUGAACCCUCGGGCCGAUACCCAGCGGCGUCAGCACCACCAGUCGAGGAGACGGAGUGGAGUCCUUUGCGGGAGCAAGCGCCCUCGAACUGGGAGUCCACCAGAACUGGGGUCUACGAGGACUGGGGUCUACGGGGACUGGGGCCUACGAGGACUGGGGUCUACCAGAACUGGGGUCUACAAGAAUUGGGGUCUACAAGAAUUGGGGUCUACCAGAACUGGGGUCUACCAGAACUGAGUCCACCAGAACUGGGGGAGACUGGGGUCUCUAGGGUCUACCAGCAGUGGGGUCUACCAGAACUGGGUUCCACCGUAACUGGGGGUUUACCAGAACUGGGAGUCCACCAGAACUGGGGUCUACGAGGACUGGGGUCUACGGGGACUGGGGCCUACGAGGACUGGGGUCUACCAGAACUGGGGUCUACAAGAAUUGGGGUCUACAAGAAUUGGGGUGCAGGUAUUCAUGAAGGAAGUAUUUGUGUGUUUGAAAGAAGAGGUCGAAGACGUGAAGAAAGCAGACGAGGAAGUGAGAGAACGAUAAGUACAUCUGAAGGAGACAGAGAGUUAAUGGAGCUGAGGGACUUCCUGGGUGAAGAGGAGCCCUUUAAUGGCAUCGCCCCUAGCUUCACAGACACCAGCGUGAAAGGAGAAGGCGUGGGCGUGAAGGAAGCGGGUAUGGGUGUGAGGGAGGCAAGGAGCAAGGUAAUGGAGUUGCGGGACUAUCUAGAUGGAGGGGAGAAGACGAAGAAGGCCGCCCCUAUGACAGCCCAACACAGUGUUCCGGGAAGACGGCUAGCAGACGUCUCUAUCGCAGGUAUGUCUCGUGUGUGUGGAGCGGGGUGUCCUCGCUGGCAGAGGUGGGCGUGGUCGCUGGUACUGCUCACCUGUACGGCCCUCAUGUCGGCUCAGGUGUGGGACCGUCUCACCUACUACCUGUCUACACCUGUUACCGUCAACGUGCGAGUCACCAGAAACCAGACACUUAGGUUCCCCAUCGUCUCCUUCUGUAACAAGAACCAGUUCAACAUGACAGCGGUAAAGGAGCUUCAGGAACAGCGUGCCGCCCUCCUAGGAGAGACCAAUGCAUCCGUGAUCUCUUCGUGGGACAUCUCUCAACUGGUGGGCACAAACGGCAUGGACGCCAGCCAACUGUGGGUCUAUAUCAAGCACAAACUCGAGCUGAUGGUGGAAGAGGUGGGUAUAGUAUGUGUGUGGUCCCGUCUGUGUGGGGAAGUCUUCUUCGAUAGGUAUCCUUGA
Molecule: messenger RNA, 1266 nt
Organism: Homarus americanus (American lobster)
Lineage: Eukaryota; Metazoa; Arthropoda; Malacostraca; Decapoda; Nephropidae
Exons: 5
Coding region: 1-1266 (421 amino acids)
Biological process (GO): sodium ion transmembrane transport
Cellular component (GO): membrane
Molecular function (GO): ligand-gated sodium channel activity
Source: RefSeq, a predicted model, not a curated record